Messenger RNA from Acanthopagrus latus (yellowfin seabream), 5096 nucleotides. RefSeq lists its product as uncharacterized. The coding region runs from base 1490 to 2926 and encodes 478 amino acids. Lineage: Eukaryota; Metazoa; Chordata; Actinopteri; Spariformes; Sparidae. Gene Ontology annotation, cellular component: nucleus. The record is from RefSeq and is a predicted model, not a curated record. The transcript has 7 exons.
UGCUGCGUAUUUCCCCUCCAGGUGGCCUCCGCCGCCACCCAGCAGCCAGUUAGUGGACGGAAGGCUUUUAAAGAUCCCUGCAGGGAAACUGGGUCAGCAGCAGCAGCAGCAGCAGCAGCAGCAGAGAGCAGAAUCAGACCAUAUAUAUAAAUCAAGAAAUUAUUUCAGAAAAAGGUGAACAUGUGGAGACAAACAACAGCGCAGAGCGUGCAUCUUGAGACAAGAAAAGGCCUUUUUUGUCUAUUCCCGGACAACAGAGAAAAGAGAGAAUGACCCUGUAUGUGCAGAAAAUAUGAGGAAAAAUCAUAAAUACAGAAAAAUAUACACACACAACUAUAAAGAGACAGUUUAUUUCCCAGUGUAAACACACCACUGUAUAACACACACCCAUCCCCCCUCAUCCAGCCUGAAGUGCUCCAUAGAAGGUGAAACACGUGCAUGAAGCGCCCCCUGCAGGCGCAUCCGGGUAUCGCCCAGAAGAAGGAAACACGUAUAUUGUCUCCAGAGGAAGAUCUCUGGCGACACCAAGCGGACAGACUUGGAAUCUGCUCUUCCUGCUGGCCUCUCCAUCUUCUCUCUUCUCCAUGUUGAUAUAAAAUGGUGGUGAAAUGACGAUGGAUCUGGUGUUUGUCCUCUUAUGAGGAAGGGAUCUCAUGAAGGGGUUUAUAGCUGACACCCUCAUAACACAGUAUGAAAUGCAGUUAUUCUGUGCUUUGUGUGACUUUUUCUUUCUUUUUCCCAUAAUAGCCAGUUACAUAAUAUUCUGGCUCAUAGCUGCUGUGGACGUGUUUGGUUCUCCAGGUGUCAUUUUCUGACUUACAGUACUUACAUGCCUGAGACUGGAGGUUUGUUUUUAAUGGUGUGGUGAUUAGUACAACAGUGACCUUUGCUGAACUGAAGGCCUCCAUGCUCGUCAUACAGCAGGUUUGCCAGAGAGCAUGUUUACUGCUGUUUUUGUGAUGAAAUAUGAACAAUACGAAUAAAAAUGGUGCCUACAGUAAAAUAUUGCGUACAUGGCUUUGGUCUAAUUAACCAUGUGAAGGCAGGGGGCGUGGUUGUGUGAGGUGCAUCAGCCUCGCGAGCAGGUUUCACUCUUCAGUUUCCUCAUGGAAAAAAAAACUAAAAUAUGAGCUAACUGUGCAGAAUUCGUGAGUUUUGAGUGUUUUGGUUCACGCAGCCAUGCGGGGCAGCUGGGGGGCGCGCGCGGCAGGAUGAAAAUGUUGCGCGUUCAAGGAAGGGAAAAAAAUAUUCUCUCGCGCUGCGGAGUCUGCGCAGUGGCGUUCUUCUCGUCACUCCGAACUUUCGGGAGAAUCACACGGAGGAAGGAGGGGAGGGAGAGGACAACGCCAUUUUCCUGGCCCUUCGCAGGUGUCUUUGGUCCAGACUGGCAGGUGAAUCAGGACGAGACGAUCCUGGAGGGAGGUGAAAUUGGACUCAGUGUCACACUGAGUUGUAUCGGGCCGUCAGUAGAAGAGGUGGAGGUGCAGCCAUGUCGGCCCCGUGGCGUGAUGAAGAUGACGAGUUAAAGACGGGAGGAGUGAAAGGAGGGUUGAAGGCCAAACCGAGGUUCUCCUUCACUGAGGUCAAAAUGCUGCUGGAGGCUGUGAAGAGGAACCGAUACAUCAUCCUCAGGAAGUUUAACCAGGGAGUGUCGGCUGAAGCCAAGAAACAGACGUGGGCUGAGAUCACGAAUCAGAUCAACGGUCUGGGAGAGAAUCACAGAGAGGUGCGUCAGAUCAUGAAGAAGUGGGCUGACCUCAAAUGUGAUGGAAAGCGACGCAUCGUGGCCCUCCGGGGGCCGAAUGGCAGCAACAUGAGGAAGAAGAAUUUGGGCCCUGUGGAGAGGAUGGUCCAUAAGAUACUGAUGAUGAGUCCUCAAGGAGAUGGUGGCAGUGAACCCGAGUUUGGCGAAGAAGAGGAUUUUUCAGGGCUUUACAGUAAAGGGCCAAUCUCUAACCCUAGUAGCUACUCCUACCUCAACCUGACAGACUCCUCGUACUCCUUACCUGGAGGAUCCUCCUUCGACAUUUCUCCUCUCUCCUCACCAGAGAAAGAACUUGGCGACCCGUUCCAUUCCUCCUCUGACUUUGACUUGGACCUGGCUGAGGACGGAGAUCGUACGAUGGAUUUUGACGAAAACGACGAUUCCAUGCUCUCGUACCCUUCUAAUCUUGCCCCGCCCGCCUCCGCCUCCCUGGACCCCCUGCCUGACGACGUCACGCCGAGGGUCAAGCCGGUCCACACGUACUCCAGAAAUAACAGCAACCAGAACCACACCACACCCUCCAAACCUCCACCUGGACCCUCUUCCUCUGUGGCCUCCACCUCCUCUGUGUUCCCCUCUGAUGCUGACACCGCCUCAUCCUCUGCUGCGCCUCCCCCAUCACACUCCCCCUCAAGCUCCACCCUCACUGCCUCCUCUGUUCCUGCAUCUUCCUCCUCGUCCUCCUCCUCACUCCCCACCCCACCUGCCUCGUCCUCUAAAUCUGAUGCAGCCAAUGACUCUCGCCCCGCGGCCUCCACUUCCUCACUCCCACCACCUCCUGCUCCCCCCGUGUCCUCCUCUGCUGCUCCCUCCUCCAACUCCUCAGGCUCAAAUCCAUGUGACCCUCUCCCAGCCGGAGCGUCCUCCCGCAGGGCCCAGGACCACGUGGCCCAGAUGGCCUCUCAGAGCCUCCAGCAGCAGCGGGCCAGCAGGAUGCUCCUGACCUCGGUGUCUCAGUCUCUGGAGAUGUUGGCUCAGUCGGUCCAGCUGCUGGUGGAGAGCCAGCAGGAGUUUGUGCAGGAGUCUCUGCUGCUGCAGAGGGAGACGGUGGACAUCCUGAGAGACUUCUCCAACACCACGCUCACCAUGCUGAGAGACAAAACCAACGCAGGACAGCUGGCAACACAUCAUCAUCAUCAUCACCCAGCUUCACGCUUCUGAAAACAGAGAGAAACAAACUUUUAGUUUGGAUUUCAACAUGAGCAGGAUGUGAAGAAAGUCUGUCAACCACCACGUGGAGUCCCUCUGAUUUAAUCACCCAUCACGUCAGUAAACAUCAGGAAAGAGACGGACCAUAUUUGACUUUUGUAGCCGGUGUGGCUGCUGGACAGAAAAGUUGCUUUCCAUCCCUGAAAGUGGGAUAAAAUGUUUGCUCAAAGGCACACAGGUGGCACAAACACAUGCAGUCUGAGGGAAUGAGGUGGGGAGUGAAAACUCAGUGUAAAAGCUGAUGAGGUCUGUUAUUUUUCUGUUUAAUUUCAUUAUUGGAGUCCUUGAUUGUUGUUUUUUUUUUUUAUUUUAUUGAAUACAUUUUUGACCAAGAUAUCAAAACAAUGAUAACUAAACAAAUGAUUCAGACACUGAGGAACAUUUAGAGGAAGUUUUUCAAGCAUCUCACUGAAUGCAGAUAACAGGAGACGGUUCAGUCCGGUUAGCUACGAGCACAUAAUGAGUUUUGGCUGUUACUCCAUGUCCUGUUUUUUUGUUACUCCUGCCCAGUCUGGAUAACCAAAGACGCUCCAUUACAUCGGUGUUUUCUUUCUUAUUUGGGUUUUAUUAGCUUCGUCAGUACAGCUAGCUUCUGAGCUGAUCACCCGGCCUGCAGAUGUAUGUCGGCGGUGACGAGAGACCCGACCCUUGUACAGGGCAGCUGCUGUUACUGCUGUGUGCAGAUUGUGAUCGUUGAUGAUAGUUUAAGCUCCUGUGUAUAAAAUCAACAGGGAAACUAGAACUUGCUCGGGUUGAAUACACCGGUUCUGCGUUAUCCGCAGUAACGUCUUCUGUACGGCUGCAUCGUCACUACGCAGGAUAAUCGUCUCGUGGGUCACAUCUCUUCCCGCUGAAUCGAGUCUUGAUUGACGGCUGAAUGUUUUCUUUUCUGAUUAUCUUGAUGAAAAUCUGCCAGCAGAAACAUGGAGCUGUAGGCCACGAUAUCUCGGGUUAAUGUGCCUGAAUCUUUUUUUUUUUUGCCCUCUGUACUUCAUGUUUGUAAUGAAAUUGUGUUUCAAGCCCAUAUGUAAAAUUCUCCACAAACACAGACCAGAUUGUGGUGAUGUGUGGAGAAGAAACAAACAUAAACUAGAUCCCGUCCACUGCGUCGUUUCACAUACUUUACUUCCUGGAUCACUGAAUGAAAGAAAAUGUACUGUAACAUGUCGGGAGAACAUAAAAGUUCUAAUAGUAAAGUUUGCCGUUAGCUAACAGAUGACUUUACUUCUUCUGUGGUUUGAUCAUCUGGAGGGAGUUUGAACAAGCUAAAAUAAUCCCAAAAUGUAAAGUAAACACUAAUGAUCGAGUUCUGAAGAAAGUCUUCCUCAUAAAAUCCCCAAAUAUUCAAACUCUUUAAAACAAUAUUUUGUUAACAGUUUAAAUGUGGUGGUUUGUUUGGGGCUUUGUAUCCUGUCGACCUGUGACAACUGAUGUUUACAACUGAAGCUGAACAGUGCUUGAACAUUAAAUCUACAGUAAAUACAAUAAAAUGAAUAACAGGAGAUGGACUGACAUAAAUCCUGCUUUGAAAAAAGUUUAAGAUUUAUUUUUAAUCAACUAACGACUUUGUGUCAAACUCACUGUUACUUUUACAACCUGGAUUUUGUUGAAAGCUCUCUACAAACUAUCUCUUUGGCUUCUGAUGUUGUUUUUUAAUGAUGUGCCGUUUCAAAACUAUUAAAUAUGGAGGUGGGACUUGACUUCUAGCCGAAGCUGUGACGGAACAAGGUGAAUUUUCUAACGUAGAGUUAACGCAGAAUAAAACUUGAGCUAACAUCGUCAGCAUCCUUUAACCGGUCACGCAUCAACUUUCUAUUUACUUUACGAGUGAUUGUGGAAAUACAUGUUUCAGUGGUUUCAAAUAUAUACAAAAUAGCAGUUUAUGAAAAAUACUGGUGUAUGUACGUGCACCUAUGCAGUUCUCAUGCUCUCGAACAGACCAAUGGAGGAACAGACACGACUGAGCCUAGAAACAGUUUGGUUCAUGUAAAUGUUAAUUAUUUCGGGUGUUUGCUGUCUGACUGACUGACUGACUGACCAAACGACUCUGCUGUGACUCCAGGCUGUGUGAUGUUUCCUACAACCAAAUCCUGAGAAUAAAGAUUUUAUUAUUAAACGAGGA